UAUGUAUUUAUUUUAUUCAUCUUUUGCUUUCUCCAAUGAAGGGUUUAUAGCUUUUUGAACUUUGUUAACGUUAAACGCAUCUUUCGAGCCUCUCCUUGAAUCAUUGCCAUUUGCUCUUCUUCUUCUCCAUCGUCAUCUUCUUCUACCCGUUCCUCUGUAUUUGGUCUUUUCUCUUUUUUCCCGCUAUGUUAAAAAAGUCUUGCAGAUUUUUAUUCCUUUCACAACGAGAUGGAAGCGGUGAGGCCAUCGGCUGUUACUCCAUCAAAGAGUAAAUGGGCUCGAACUUUAUCGAAAGUUCUUCACCGGCACGCGACGGCAGCUGGGGUUGUCCCCGAUGAUGAUGGGGUUCACAAGGUUAAACCUAAGGGAACUGAAGAGUGGAAUGACAGUAAGACCACCAAGAGAUUAUCCCAGAAAUUUGACAGGUUACAAGAAGAAGAGCUUGAAACAAAGGUGGCCUUGGAAGCACUGAUAGCCAAAAUCUUUGCUACUGUUUCAGCCAUUAAAGCAGGUUAUGCUCAGUUGCAGCAUGCUCAAUCUCCUUAUGAUGCUGAAGGGAUUCAAGGAGCUGAUCAAUUAAUCGUUUCUGAUUUGAAGAAAUUAUCAGAACUGAAGCAGUGUUUCUUGAAGAAACAGUAUGAUUUUUCACCAGAACAAGGAAUGGCCUUAGCCGAAAUCCAAGAACUGAAAAGCCUUUCAACCACGUUUAAAAUCAUGGGAAAGAAGCUGGAAUCUCAGACGAGACUCAAGGAAUCCGAGAUCAUUUUCCUUAAAGAAAAGCUUGAUGAAUCCAAUAAGCAAAACAGGCUGCUUGAGAAGAGAUUAAACCAAAGUGGUCAGCUAUUUGUGCUUGACAAUCUACACCUCUCCACCUUAAACCCGACUCAUGUCAUUACGGUUCUCCGACAAACCGUGAAGUCGAUUCGGGGUUUCGUCCGGCUGAUGAUCGAUGAAAUGAAGUUAGCCGAUUGGGAUAUCAAUGCUGCAGCAAGUUCAAUACAGAGUGGUGUUAUGUAUUGGAAAGAAGAUGAUAAAUGUUUUGCAUUUGAGUCCUUCAUUUGCAGGGAAAUGUUCAAGGCUUUCCACCUGCCUUAUUUCUCCCUUUUUGGUAGCUCAGUACCACAGGGGAAGAAACAUGCUCAAGUGUUCUUCGAUAGGUUUAUGGAAUUAAAAUCCAUGAAAGUUAAGGAAUAUCUGGAGAUAAAACCCAAGUCAACAUUUGCCAAAUUUUGCCGCAACAAGUACUUACAAGUUGUUCAUCCCAAGAUGGAAUCAUCAUUUUUUGGCAAUUUGAACACUAGAGACAUGGUGAGCUCCUAUCAGUUCCCAGACACAACAUUUUUCACCUUGUUUGCUGAAAUGGCAAAAAAGGUUUGGCUCUUGCAUUGCUUAGCCUUUGCUUUCCAGCCCCAAGCAUCAAUCUUUCAAAUAACCAAAGGCUGUAGGUUCUCAGAAGUGUAUAUGGAAAGUGUAGCAGAUGAAGCCUUCCUUUCGGCUGAUAUCGGACCGGAACCCCGAGUCGCAUUCACCGUCGUUCCGGGAUUCAGGGUCGGCAAAACAGUAAUACAAUGCCAAGUCUAUCUCUCACAAUUCAAAUCAAGGUAGUGAGUUAGGUUUGAAGGAAUGGCAUUGGCUGGUUGUUGUGGGGGGGAAUUGGAACAUGUGGUUAGCUGGGGAGUUUGUCCCAUAGUUUGUAUGGCCUUAAUGAUAAUGAAAGGGUCAUUUGACAGGUAAUUUGUAAUGUAAAAGACACAUUCCCCCAAUUUUGUUAAUCUUAAGGCCAAUGAUGUUUUAGCUGUUUGACAUUAUUGCCUUAUUCUGAUGCUUUUAUAUAUAAUAUGUACAUAAUUAUAUAGGUUUUGGGAAUAUCAUAUGUAUGUAAAAGCUUUGUGGUGCCAUGCCGCGUAUUGCCAGAAGGGUUUGUCUUA
Molecule: messenger RNA, 1928 nt
Organism: Gossypium raimondii (Peruvian cotton)
Lineage: Eukaryota; Viridiplantae; Streptophyta; Magnoliopsida; Malvales; Malvaceae
Product: protein GRAVITROPIC IN THE LIGHT 1
Exons: 2
Coding region: 229-1605 (458 amino acids)
Biological process (GO): response to red or far red light; negative gravitropism
Source: RefSeq, a predicted model, not a curated record